Messenger RNA from Rhododendron vialii, 564 nucleotides. RefSeq lists its product as uncharacterized. The coding region runs from base 126 to 407 and encodes 93 amino acids. NCBI's taxonomy places the organism in Eukaryota, Viridiplantae, Streptophyta, Magnoliopsida, Ericales, Ericaceae. The record is from RefSeq and is a predicted model, not a curated record. The transcript is spliced from 2 exons. Gene Ontology annotation, cellular component: dynein complex. Gene Ontology annotation, molecular function: dynein intermediate chain binding; dynein light intermediate chain binding. Gene Ontology annotation, biological process: microtubule-based process.
UUCCAGAUUUGUACUCCGAAAUUCCAAGUAUAACUGGAAUCUGGGAUACCAGGAAAAGAAUCGAUCUCAAAGUGCAAGUGUGUAUUUGAGAGAGAGAGAGAGAGAGAGAGAGAGAGAGAGAGACAAUGUUGGAAGGGAAAGGAUUGGUGAAGGAAACAGAUAUGGCAGUGAAAAUGCAGAUUGAAGCCAUGGCUUGUGCUUCUGCAGCUCUUGAUCUCUAUGAUGUCUCUGACUGCAUCUCUAUUUCAGCCCACAUCAAAAAGGAAUUUGACAAAAGAUACGGGUGCGGAUGGCAAUGUGUGGUGGGUACAGACUUUGGUUGUUUCUUCACUCAUUCAAAAGGGACUUUCAUCUACUUUGGGCUUGAGACCCUCAAUUUUCUUAUCUUCAAGGGUUCCUCUUCUUGAAUGCUACUAAUUGCACUGAUGUGAGAAAGAAAAGAGGAAUUUUGUAUUUUUCCUUGUGGUUUAAUUCAUGAUCAUUGGAUUGGUUUGACUAGUAGUUAUAAAGUUCUUAUCUUGUAUUUUUCAUGUGGUUUAAUUCAUGAUCAUUACAUUGGUUUGA